Quercus robur (English oak) is the source of this 642-nucleotide messenger RNA. RefSeq lists its product as uncharacterized. NCBI's taxonomy places the organism in Eukaryota, Viridiplantae, Streptophyta, Magnoliopsida, Fagales, Fagaceae. The coding region runs from base 1 to 642 and encodes 213 amino acids. The record is from RefSeq and is a predicted model, not a curated record. Gene Ontology annotation, molecular function: RNA-DNA hybrid ribonuclease activity; nucleic acid binding. The transcript has a single exon.
AUGGUGAAUUUAAAUAGAAGAGGAAUCCAAGUUGAUGUCCUAUGCCCCAUCUGCAAGAAUGAAGAAGAAGGUGUAGAGCAUGCCAUUCUAAGUUGUGAGCUAGCAAAGGCAAUUUGGUCAAAGUGGAGAGAUAGCCCGGGAAACUUUUUGGAGAGCAAGUGUGAUAUGUUUGAUUUGGCUCUCACCAUAAUAAGCCAGGGAACGCAAUGUGACUUGGAAAUUUUUUUUGGUGUAGCUUGGGCGAUUUGGUACCACAGAAACCAAUUAAUUUUUGAAGCUAGCAAAACAACUGCAGAUCAAGUGUGGGGGACAUCAAUUAGAAUGGUGGAAUAUUUUAAGACUGCAAAUAAUAGUGCAGCAGCAGGGAAAGAGAAGCAUGCCAGAGAUUGGAAGCCUCCACCUGAAGGUUUUUUCCUCAUAAAUGUGGAUGGAGCAAUCCCAACUGAAGAUGGUCACUCUGGAAUUGGUAUUGUCAUUUGGGAUUGGGAAAGUCAGAUUGUUGCAGCUAUUAGCAUGCCUCUAUCCAGAAAAUUUGCAGUAGAGAAAACUGAAGCAUUAGCCAUGGAAAAAGGUGCUAUCCUUGCUUUUGAUCUAGGCUUGGAGAAUGUCAUUUUGGAAGGAGAUUCCUUGCAAACUAUCUAG